AUGGAAGAGCUCUCCGCGGGGCCUCUCGUCCCCGCCGUCGACAAACCCAACGCUUCCAGAGCAGCCGCCGCCGCUGCUGCUGCCGACACAGGCGCCUCUGCCGCCGCAUCCGGCGACACGUUCCCGGCCUCCACGUCGGAGCCGGACAAGGACUUUCUCUGUCCGAUUUGCAUGCAGAUCAUCAAGGAUGCGUUCCUCACCGCAUGCGGCCACAGCUUCUGCUACAUGUGCAUCAUCACUCACCUCCGCAACAAGAACGAUUGCCCUUGCUGCGGUCACUACCUCACCAACACCAACUUGUUCCCUAACUUUUUGCUCGACAAGCUACUUAAGAAGACUUCUGCGCGUCAAAUAUCAAAAACUGCUUCACCUGUGGAACAUUUCCGGCAGGCAUUGCAAAAGGUUAGUUGUGCUUUCAUUCUUUCUCUUGAUUAUAAUCUGUCAAACAUGUAA
Molecule: messenger RNA, 453 nt
Organism: Sphenostylis stenocarpa
Lineage: Eukaryota; Viridiplantae; Streptophyta; Magnoliopsida; Fabales; Fabaceae
Source: the annotation of a GenBank genome assembly